Messenger RNA from Drosophila serrata, 1849 nucleotides. RefSeq names its product RAS oncogene family member Rab35 (gene Rab35). Lineage: Eukaryota; Metazoa; Arthropoda; Insecta; Diptera; Drosophilidae. The record is from RefSeq and is a predicted model, not a curated record. Gene Ontology annotation, molecular function: GTP binding; GTPase activity.
GUCACACUGUACAAAAGGUUUUAUUGUUUUACGUGUAUUUGUGCGUUAGUAAUAGUUUAUCCAGAAUAUGAAUUAAGGAGCGAGACGCAAACACUAGAUGCCCAAGAUCCGUUCCGAACCUUCCAGAGCACCAAGCACACUCUACAAUUACAAUUUCAGUGCUCCGGCAAGCCACAAAGCCGCUCCAACAAGAUACGUUCAACAAUCAGUCUGGCCCAGCGUCUCUGUGUGUGAGUGUGCGUGACAGAAAAUUGCAAGGGAGGCGAACUUGGCAAAAUCAAAAUCGCUGCUGCCCCCAACCGGCUCCACUGUCGUAAUCCGUGAUCCGUAAUCUCUGGCUGGACUUGCAUCCGUGAUCCCUCGUCGACAGCAUUGUUGCCCAGAGCAUGCUUGACGCCCACGAACCGAAAACUUGCUGAUAAAAACGGCAAAGAAAAAGUGAAACAAAAGAAACGCAACGCAACAGCAGCACGGCCAAAAAAAGGAAGAGAAUAUAUUUUAAUCAAAGGAAAUUAAAUAACAAAGCGACGGCGGCAGCAACAACAAUUACAUAAAUUAACACACAGCCAAGCCUCAGGCAAAAACAACACCAAUAACAAUAGCCAGCUUAUCACGCAGCAGCAGCAGUAGCAACAGCAACAACACAGAAGCAGCAGCCAGAAAGAACAACAGUUUAUCUCAAAGCCACAGCCGGCUACACGAGUGCAAGCGAGCAGGCAAUACAGCGAGAGCGAGAGGCAAGGUGUCUGCGUGUGCUUGGUGGGUUCGCAACUCGGAAAAAUGGCACGCGGCUUCGAUCAUCUGUUUAAGCUGCUUAUAAUUGGCGACAGCGGCGUUGGCAAAUCAUCGCUGCUCAUCCGAUUCUCAGACGACACAUUCUCGGGCAGUUACAUAACCACCAUUGGCGUUGACUUCAAGAUCAGGACCGUGGACAUUGAUGGGUUACGCGUGAAGCUUCAGAUUUGGGAUACGGCUGGACAGGAGCGCUUCCGGACGAUCACCAGCACCUAUUAUCGUGGCACCCAUGGCGUUAUUGUCGUCUACGAUGUAACGAAUGGCGAAUCCUUUGCGAAUGUGCGCCGCUGGCUGGAGGAGAUACAAAACAACUGCGAUGUGGUCAAUAAAGUAUUAGUGGGCAACAAGAACGAUGAUCCGGAUAGGAAAGUGGUUAUCUUCGAGGACGCACAGCGGUUCGCGAAGCAAAUGGACAUCGAGCUAUACGAGACAUCCGCCAAAGACAAUAUCAAUGUAGACAACAUGUUUCUGUCGAUAACACGGCAGGUACUUCACCACAAGCUAAGAACCUCACCGAACGAACAGCAAAAGGACAUAGUCAACUUGAGCACCACGAACAACCAUCGCCGGAAGUGCUGUAGAUGAAAGCGGCUUCGGGAUGGGAAAUGGCUUUGCAACUGGACCGACGGCGGCAGCAACGGUGGGACGGGUAUGGAAAGCGGAACUAGAACCAGGACCUGGAUAAAGUCUGGGAAUCCUUGGGGGGCGGCAGUUCUCGUAAUUUGUAAGAUCUGAUGUGGGUUAUUGGCAUAUUAUAUGCCACACACACCCAUAUACACAUACCACACACAGCCACGGCAACAUUCACAUCUAGACAUAGUUAACACCAACCAUAACUACAACAUAACAACUGCGCCAGCAACAAAAUUACCAGAAAACUAACAAUUACAACAACUUCAGCGACACCAUACAACAACAGAUACACCAACACCAUUCACCCCACUAGAGACAACAAUUUUUUUUGUUUGUUUUGUUUUUAUUCGGGAUAAUGCCAGAAUAGCCGUAAAGAAAAGUGUAAAAGUGUAAAGCGCAAUUAAAUGUAUUUAGCAAUUUA